This is a messenger RNA of Dermacentor silvarum, 1347 nucleotides long. RefSeq names its product phospholipid-transporting ATPase ABCA3-like. The transcript has 6 exons. Gene Ontology annotation, cellular component: membrane; intracellular membrane-bounded organelle. The record is from RefSeq and is a predicted model, not a curated record. Bases 68 to 1336 code for a protein of 422 amino acids. Lineage: Eukaryota; Metazoa; Arthropoda; Arachnida; Ixodida; Ixodidae. Gene Ontology annotation, molecular function: ABC-type transporter activity; ATP binding; lipid carrier activity. Gene Ontology annotation, biological process: lipid transport; transmembrane transport.
CAGCACGCCGCGGCUUCUGUACCCGCUGGAACCAUUCUACGAGACUGGCUUUUACGAGGCUGUGAGCAUGGUGGUCGAGGGAAUGCUAUACCUGGCCGCGCUCUCGCUUGUGGACUCGCCAUUGAUUUACAGUCUGCGAUGGUACUUGGCCCGUCGUCUCUACGGUUCCGACGACGCCGACGAGGCUGCCGAGCAGCAGCUGCGCGGUCCCCGACUGGUCGCCAUUUCCAUGGAUCCCGAGGUGGAGCGCGAGGUGAACCUGGUGAACCAGGUCUGUCGCACCAGGGCGUUCAAGGACGUCGCCAUGGCGGUGCGCAACAUUCAGAAGACCGUCGGAUUCGUCGAACAGGUGGAAGUCGUGAACGGCGUGAGUAUCCUCCUGAACCGCGGCGAGUGCUUUGGCCUCGUCGGCAUCAACGGCUCCGGCAAGAGCUCGCUCCUGGAGAUCCUGGUUGGCAUCCAGGUCCCCACAGGCGGCGGCGCGUACACGGCCGCACUGUCGCUCGGCGGGGACCUGCGUGCCUGGCAGCAGGGCAUCGGCUACGCGCCGGACGGCGUCUUCGAGCAGAGCUUGCCUUACCUCACCGUGGGCGAGCUGCUGGACAUCAUGGCUAGGCUGCGAGGUGUCUCGUGGAGGCGCCAGGCGCUGCUCGGCGUCUUGACGCUCACUGGGAGGCUCCGGGAGGACCAGAUGAUCAACAAGUGCAGUCACGCCGAGCUGAAGAUGCUGGUGCUCGCGGCGGCAGCCAUCGGCGUCCCUCCCGUGAUGCUGGUGGACGAGCCGUACUCGGACGUGGAGCCGCUCUACCGCAACGAGAUCAUCCACAUGCUGCAGCUGCUCAAGGGCAGCCAGGCUAUGUCCAUCAUCAUGACCUCGCACCGCAUGUCGCACUGCGAGGUUCUGUGCGACCGGGUGGGCGUCAUGGAGGCCGGCAAGAUCGAGGCGCUGGGCGACGCGAUCCAGAUGAACCAGAAGUACGGCCGCAGCUACAUGGUGACGCUGCGGCUGCCGCCGGAGAAGCGCUUCGACUACUACUUCCAGCGCUGCCUCAUCGACCUGAUGCAGGACGAGUUCCACCAGUGCGCCUUCUGCCACAACUACAAGGGCAUGAUGAGCUUCAGCGUCGGAAAGACGUACACCAGCUGGAGCGAACUGUUCACCAAGAUGGUGGCCAUCAAGAGCGACCAGGGGCUUCCAGAGUUCUCGCUGUGCGACAUGACGCUCGAGCACAUCUUCGUGGGCCUCGCUCGGCGCCAGAUCCUCAUCACGGGCGUUCGGCCGCACAACUACCUGACCGGCGUGCCGUCGCGCGUGGAGCCAUCACUGCGCCGAUAAUAAAGAAGCGU